Molecule: messenger RNA, 1311 nt
Organism: Sclerotinia borealis F-4128
Lineage: Eukaryota; Fungi; Ascomycota; Leotiomycetes; Helotiales; Sclerotiniaceae
Source: the annotation of a GenBank genome assembly
AUGGCACCCAAGAGAAGACAAGCUGCUGUCGCAACCCGCAGCUCAUCCAGAUUGGCGAAGAAAGCUAGGGUCGCUAGUCCAGAGCCAGAGGUAGAAGCCCCAUUGAUAAAAGUGCAAGAGUCGUCGGAGGAUGAGGCACCCAUUCAUCGUGACCCUUCCCCAGAAAUCGAAAUCGAAGAUCCCAUCAAAAGGGAACCGCGUUCUGCUUCACCAAGAAGUAUCGCACCAUCAGUUAAUGAUGACCAAGGAUCCGGGUCAGAGAGUGACGAAGAUGUCCAGGACGAUUUCGACGAUAUUGACAUGGAUGGUGAUGACGAGGCCGAAGACGUCCGGGAAGAUCCCGAGGAGGAUGAAGAGUUCUCAGAAGAUGAGGAGACCGAUCCUGAAGAUUACGAUGUAGAUUCCGAUGAUGCGUACUACGAAAUGGUUCGGCAAAGACGUAUCCAGAACGACGAUCAACUUUCCGAGAUUGAGCUACCACCACUGUUCAUGGAGACGAUCCGUAGUGGAGAGGGCGAUGCUGAAUUCUGGGAAGACCCACGUCUCGAAAGCACCCAGAGAUCGAACAAACUUCCCAACCUGAUGGGAAGAGACGGGACAAAAAUCACCAUCCCACUCGAGAUAUGGAUGGAAAUCUUCAGCUGGCUCGAUAUCAUCACCGCCAUUUCAGUAUCUUUGACCAACGUCUUCAACUAUGGAAUAUUCAAUGAUACAUUUGGGGACGAUGAUGGUGUAUAUAGGGAAGUUGUUCCCCUAGCAUCCUACGAGCCAGUUGAGCCCUGGGAUUCAGGUAUCUUUGAGAAACCCUUCCCAUUUCCGCCGGCCAUCAACAAGAAGAUUUGUCUCCAAGAUGUUCUCCAUACCUGGUUUCCCGCAACCCUCACAUGGGUUCAUUACGGCGAAGACUCCAAGUAUCACGGUCCCAGAUCCCUCAAGCUCAUCAGACGAUACAUCAGGCGAGAGGAAGCCGAAGCACGUCGCAUAGAGCUCAAGGAAUACAAGAAGCGACACAAGGAGCGUCGAGAAGCCAAGGAGCCACGACAAGAGAUCAGAAGAUCCCGUAUCGAAAGGCGCCGCGACAGAAGAGAGUCCAGGUUCCAACGAAUCGCAGACGAACAUCACAAUGACUCGGACUUGUCAGACGAUCAUGAUUGUCUCGAGAGGCACUGUGCCAUUAAUUACACAGAUGCUCAUAAUACGAUCGUAUACAUGGACUCCGGACGGGACUCGGAUACUAAUUCUGAAGCAACCAAUCCUUCCAUUGGUGAUCCGGACGAUGGGGGUGUGUGGACUGAUGACACAGAGGAUUGA